Molecule: messenger RNA, 3085 nt
Organism: Bombyx mandarina (wild silkworm)
Lineage: Eukaryota; Metazoa; Arthropoda; Insecta; Lepidoptera; Bombycidae
Product: rho guanine nucleotide exchange factor 17
Biological process (GO): actin cytoskeleton organization
Molecular function (GO): guanyl-nucleotide exchange factor activity; protein binding
Source: RefSeq, a predicted model, not a curated record
AUGGAACACUCUGACACAAGGACACACGUCGUCGUCGAAUUAUACGAAACGGAGAAAUCGUAUGUGGAAGCCUUGGAGAUAUUAGUAAAGAAAUAUCUCCAGCCCCUAAAGAGUCCGGAGAACGCAGCCUUACUUGACGCGUAUCUUGUCGACGAAAUCUUCUAUCAAGUGCCGGCGAUCCUGAAUGUGCACCAAGUAUUUUUAGAGCAACUGAGGAGACGGUUAGAACAAUGGGAUCUGCAACAAAAAGUCGGAGAUGUCUUCUUGGAAGUCUUCACAAAACCAGCUGUAAUGGACACUUACAUGUCUUUCAUAAGCAACUUGAAGAAGGCAAAAGAAACUAUAAAAACUGCAGCAUCAUCACGACCUGCCUUCGCGAAGUUCCUAGACGCUAUGGCCAGGGACCACAAGGGAAAGUUGUCUUUGGACAAUUUACUAAUAAAACCUGUGCAAAAGUUCCCAAGCUACAAGCUGCUGAUACAAAGGCUGAUCAAACAUACUGAUCAAUCACACCCAGACCAUAAACUCUUGCUAGAAGCACAAAAACAAAUACACGAUCUCCUAGAAUUUAUUAACUGCACCGAAAAAGAAAGUUUGGAAUAUGAAUUACAACAACAGACCCUUAGAGAUUUGGAACAGAUGAUCGAAGGUCUGUCUAAUCUGGUAACCGCUGAUAGGCUGUUUAUAAAACACGAAAUGGUGACAAUGCCCUCAGCUCAAGGAACCAUCAAAGACAGAGCUCUAUUUCUAUUCAAUGAUACGCUCUUGAUAACCAGCGUGAAAAGAAGAACCGGCACUAUUAAGAAACCUAUGCCAACAUACCAAAGUACUAUAGCGAGUCAAAUGGAGGGGAACAAGUACAAACUGCUCAUGCGAAUGUCAUUGGCUGAUCUCGAUAUUAUAAAAGCUAAAGACGAAAACGUAAGGCGAAUAAUCAACGAAGUAGAGAAACUAAGGGAAGACGUGAACACACUGACUCUGAUAUCAGAUCACGUGGCAGCGCUGCACACCCAGCACGCGCAGCUUGAGGAACUCGUCCGGGACAUGUUGCAUUCGUUGAACCGCCAACUAUCGGAGCGUCAGAACAGCGACGGCCAGUUGUGUUGCAUGGAAAUCACGUUGAACACCGCUAAUGGACCGGAAAAUCUUACCAUAAUAUUUUCUAAGCCUGACAAGAGAAAUCAAUGGGAAGAAAUCAUCAAUGAUGUCAAGCAAAAACUAUGUUUGUAUGGCCACGAGCGGCCACCACCAGAGUUCCUAUCACCUGUGCCGAUCAGGAAGACCAGAGCUGGUCUCCAGUUUACGUGUGCGGCACCCACCUUACCGCCGCCAGGACAAUCUCCAGAUGUCUGGGUGUGCAACAGUGACGGUUACGUCGGCCAAGUCUGCGUUUUGACCCUGACCCCGAAACUGGAGGUCACUUCAUGCAACGGAGUGUGCAACGCUCGGAUCCUGUGCGUGGCCUGCGUGCCUCCCGCACCAGCACUCACCAGGCAGCAGACCGUGGAUGUACCGAGCACAAGUUCGCUGAGCAGCACCAGCUCUGUGAAGCCGGGUAUCAGCAUUUCCGACCCGGAUGACAGUUGCAAGAAUGUCCGGCUAGACAGCUCAUCAUCAAGCGACGAAGAAGACGACGGGUCCUCCAGCGAGACCCAGGACGCGCAGUCGGAGCGCAGCCAGGACUCAGCACGGCUGCUGCACUGCCUCGCGCGGACCCUCACCCCGAGCCACAGCAAGAGCCUCAGCACCCCACACACUGGACAGAACAUACAGGUCCACCCAGUCAUGAAGAGCAGCUCCAACCCGGCAGUCGACAAGCAGGCCAUGGGCAUUAGCGCCGGUACUCUAUCAUCUCCAGCCAGUCGUCAGUCUUCAGAAGACAAUGCAACAACUGCUAACCAGCCCACAAUGUGGCUGGGCACUGAGGAUGGUUGCAUCCACGUAUACAAUUGCAUGGACAAUAUCAGAAUCAAAAAGAAUAAAGUCAAGUUGCAACACAAUUCAGGGGUUCAUUCCAUAGUAUUCGUGGAGGGGAAAGUGUUUGUGGCGCUAGGAAAUGGUGAUCUCGUGGUGUAUUGUCGGGAUAUUGAUGGAUCUUGGACUGAACGUAGCACCAUCAGCGUUGGUACCGGCAGCACUCCGGUGAGCAGCAUGUUGCUCUCGGGAGGGAAGCUUUGGUGCGCGACCCACGCCUCGAUCAAGAUCAUCAAUCCUCACACAUUACAGGUGGACGAAACAUUCCAAAUAAGUUCAGAAACGAAGCCAAUAAGCCACAUGGCGGUCGCGGGCGUCACCAUAUGGCUCUCGCUGCACAACGCAGCGCAACUGCGCUGCUACAAUACGAACACUCGCGAGCAGCUCGCCGAGAUCAACAUCACUCCGCAAGUCAGCAAGAUGUUGCACGGCUGCGAUGACAUAAUACGUCAGCACAAGGCGGCGUGUCUCCGCGUGACGGCGCUGCUCGCUCACCGGGACAUGCUCUGGGUGGGCACCAGCGCCGGCGUGCUGCUGACCGCGCCACUACUGAAUGCACCCAACGCGCGGACCGGAGUCUUCACUGUUCCACAACUGACAGGCGUCACCUACGGCCACACAGGGCACGUAAGGUUUUUGACGAUAGUCGAAAAUCCGGUAUCGACGAAGCAGCCGCCAAAGUCCACGCAGACCUCAUUAAAGACGAAAGCGUUGAGCCGACGCUCGGCCAACGCGGAGAAGCUCCAGAAACAAGCUGAAACCGGUCAAACCAACAAGGAGACCCUCGUUAUCUCCGGAGGGGACGGCUACGAAGAUUUCAGGAGUUCGACGAUGACCGAGGAUGCCGGGAGGGAGGACUCUACCAACCAUCUCCUUCUCUGGAGGGUCUGAACGAAUUUCACGGCCUACAGGGUUCUGUAAUGACGCGACGCAGAGAAACGCUGAGAGAUUUGACAGUCGAAUGUCCGGUGCGCAAUUCUAUUAAACAAACCCGCGCGACCGCUUCGAGGAAUCAGAUUUUUUUUUCCUACCUAAUCUGAUAGCCUUGAGAGGCUAUUUCAUCGUAACCUUAACUAGUAGGUGAGCUGACGGGGCUCAAACCGGAGUGUUG